GUUGACGAGACCCUUGUUUUUGUGCCUCUCUCCAAGCGGAUAACAUGCUAGCACCACAAUUUAUCACUGUCGUUUUCCCUGCCACUCAUCCUUCCAUAUUACGGAGUACAUUGUUAGGUCGUUUCGAGAUACUCCAUAUAUAAUAGGAGAGCUCUCAGUAGUAGCUCUCAGUACCGGCGUUGAGAAAUUCUCCUCCUCUCUAGGAAUAUUACUUCGUAAUACUCCUGGACUAUCCGAACACCAAGAGCUCAACCUUUUCACGAUUGAAUCUCCAUUUUUCUGGUCUUUCCUGCCUCGGAAUUCAUCUUAGAUCAUUAAUCCAUACUUGGUUUCGUAAUCUAGGUGAAUUUUGAACGGAUUUUGGCCAGAAAAUCAGAUUUUGGUUCGCAGUUUUACUGUUCAUCGAACUCAAAACCAGACUUUCGUUUUUGGAUCAUAACUCCAGAUUUACGUAUUGGAUUGGAGCAAGGAAACUUGAUUGGGGUUUGCCAUCCCCUGGCGCACCUCCCCAUCCAUCUCCGGACUCCGGGGAGGGCCGCCGUACCGGAAAAGUAAACUAGCCGUUGGGCGCUAGUACUGUACGCCGGCGGCUACUGUUUUGGAUUUUCCAGCCGACUCCGACGUCCAAUCAGAUUUCUGAGCACAGUCCGGGACUCGUCUUUCCAAGGCGGUCAUUUUGGUACCUGUUGGAGCUCCUGCAACCAAGAAAAUCGAACUGCCAUCACUAUUCAUACCACUAUUCAUUUAGUGCGCAGGUAUGUUUUAGUUAACACUUAUUUUCUUGAGUUUUGCAGGUGCUGGAGAUAAAAGAACUGUACUGUGGUAAUCGCCAACUCAAGGGGAAGCUCUGGUAUUUUUUGGAGAUUUUUCUGGUUCGUUUUCAGAAGGAAGAGGUACUGUUCAUCGUCUUCAACCUCAGGAACACUGUGCUACAGUAACCGGACGGACCCAGGCACUAGUUAGAAGAAUUUUUUGACUACCACAGUGCUCGGACCCUGGAGAAAACUAUACCAUUGUGAUCCCCUGAUCCAAGCGCACCUACCAUAAUUCUUUCAGAAUUUUCUGGCAACUUUCAUUUGUGGAUGUCACUGUUCAUUAUCUUCUUCGUUGAGCCAUGACGAGGAAGAAUAAGCAACAACGGACCCCACCUUUGAAGGAUAAACAGUUUGAAGACAAAAUCAAGAGCUUGUUGGCCAAGCAAGCAGAAAGCUCCCAUGAAGAAGGUCUUACCGGCUUCGGACCCCAUCUUUUCCAACUCAAGUGGGGCUUUUGCAAAGGCACAGGGGCACCCAGGGCCUUCUAAUGAGGUAACCUCAGUGGGCGUGGGAGGCAACAUGGUUGGGGCAUCAAACAACCUUGUGGCACUUGUGGGCACUAAGCCAUCUGCUUCUACUUUGGGUGUGGCUUCAACUCCUGCCGCGACAUCCGGUGCCACAGGGGGACAACCAGGUUAUGUCGUGGCAUCCGAGGCUACAGUUGGACAUCAAGACUAUGCCGCGGCAUCAAUUAAAGGCAUGGUGUCUUAGGGGGCAUAUGCGAAAAAUUACUGGGGCUGGACUCCAACUCCUCUAAGGCCGCAGCAUCAAACGAACUGUCCCUUGCAAUUAAAACCAAUAUCAACAUUGAUGCUCCCAUCAUUGAGACAUCGGACGAGAAUAGUCCACUUGCGCGUGAAGAACCUGAGGGGUCCAUCUCCCUUGGGUCCCAAGACACAGAUUCAGUUGAAGAUGAAGAUGAUUUUGAGAGAGAGCCCUUGACUUAUGCCUCCUUAUUCCGGGACAACCGAGCUCCAUCAAAUGGCCUAAAAUUUGAGUACUUUCCUCCCUCGGGGGAAAAGCUUGAUUUUUCUCAUCUAGAGGUGCCUACCCUAAUUGAGAUUUGGGGUUACUGUUUGGUGGGCCAAUUCUCUGGCCGUUUUCAAGGUAUGAAGGCUAUACUCAACAUGAUCAAGAAAUGGGGUUGAUAGAGUAUAUAGACUCGGACCCCCGGGUCUCAUGACUAUUGGGCCCGGACAGCAGCCCACACACAUCUUACGGAUAUCAUUUGUAUCAUUGUACUGCUUAUAUGUCAUUUGUAUGUAACUAUGUACUAGAUUAGUCUUUUAUGUAGUUGGGCUACCGGGCCCAUAUUAGCGGCCCGGCCCAUUAUUUCUUCUAUAUAUACUCCCUUAGGGAGUUCUUGUAAACCUAAGUCUCAACUUCACAAUACACAUCACUACUAUUCAUCUUCUUCUCC
Cuscuta europaea is the source of this 2235-nucleotide messenger RNA. Lineage: Eukaryota; Viridiplantae; Streptophyta; Magnoliopsida; Solanales; Convolvulaceae. The record is from the annotation of a GenBank genome assembly.